AUCAAGAAUAAUAUUAUUCCACGCUUCUACCAAGGCUUCCUUAAGAGCGUCAUUUCAGGUGACGAUGCUUCUUGCAAGACUUUGCUUGUAAAGCUUGUCGGAUUAGAGAAAGAGAUAGUCGAUGCGUUGGUAGAUAUAUUGAAGAGUUGCAUUGUAUUCCAAUUCUCACCAACCUCGCCAGUAUUGCAUGUCGUAUACCAAUAUUUUGCAUCUAUUGGUGUUGGUACGGCCAUAGAACGCUUUCAUGAAUUCCAUGAUUUGAUUCUCAGUAACAUUGCCAAUGAAUACGCUAGCAAUUUCGCCUUUCUCGUGGAGAAACUCAUAACUUUCGCUCAUGUGUUACGGCAUGACAAACUGCGUCAUGAGAUAUGUAGUCAUUUACCAGACACCAUCAAACUGUUGUGGAAAAAUAAAAAGCGAGUCGAGGCAUGCAGGAUUGCGAAAUUGUUCGUGCAGCUAUUGAUGGUGGCCAAGAGGUAUCACGAAGAAGAAAAUCUGUCCAAGUUGUGGCUUGAAAAAACUUAUUCAGAGGAAAUGAUGAAAUGUCCAUAUAUGUCAGCUCUUACCGUUUUAUUGGACCCUGGGCGUACUGGAUGCGCUGAAAUGAUGAUUGAGUUGUCGUCCUUGCUUGAGCUUCCAUCGAACGAAGUUAAGGAGUUGUGUUUACGUUCACAGGCAGCUGAUCUCUUCUUGACUUUCCUCUCAUCAUACGCUACCUACUGCAGCCGCAAGCAACUGGAAGCUCUCCUCGAAUUCCUUAUCUUGGAAUAUAUAAGAACGGAUAAUAUCUCGUCCUUUGUCAGCGAUAUAAACCAUGCAACGGAUUGUUUAGCAGACAUCGAUAUACUUUGGGAAGUCGUUUCGGAAAUCCUGUAUAGACAUUUGUCAGAAGUGUUAUCCAAGGAAGCCAGCGGUAAGAAAUCCAUCACCAACAGUUUGGCGAAUGCUCUUCAGUGCCUUUCAACUAUUGAAGAAUCAAGUGAAAGGUGGCAGUUCUGA
Messenger RNA from Ostertagia ostertagi, 999 nucleotides. The record is from the annotation of a GenBank genome assembly. Lineage: Eukaryota; Metazoa; Nematoda; Chromadorea; Rhabditida; Trichostrongylidae.